UAAUAUGUGUAUGCUUACAUCAAUCGAAACAUAUUGACAGUUGAGAAAAUAAUCUAUAUCUACUCAACAUUUCUAAAUGAUAUUUAGUUUCAAUUUGAUGUUUCAUAUUGUUGAAUCAUUUGUAUAAUUUUAAACAGAGCAUACAAGUAAAAUAGUUAAAUAAUAUUUAUCUUCAAUAACAUCAAUAUAAUUAAGAGUAAUCAUAAACAUGCAACAACUAGUUUGUGUUGACGAUUAUGAAAAAUUAGCUGUAAAGACACUACCACCUAUUGCUAAGGAUUAUUAUCAAAGUGGUGCUGGAGAUCAGAAUACUUUGAAAUGGAAUAGAGAAGCAUUUGCAAGAUAUAGAAUCCGACCACGAGUUUUACGAAAUGUUUCAAUGAGAGAUAUAACUACCAAAGUACUUGGACAUCAGGUAUCAAUGCCACUUGGGAUUUCUCCGACAGCUAUGCAACGCAUGGCACAUCCUGAUGGAGAAUGCGCUAGUGCAAGAGCGGCAGAAGAAAUAGGUACAAUUUUCAUUUUAUCAACAAUCUCAACAAGUAGUAUUGAAGAAAUAGCCCAAGCAGCUCCAAAAGCAAUUAAAUGGUUUCAAUUAUAUAUUUAUUGUGAUCGUGAUAUCACAUUGAAUUUAAUUAAACGAGCUGAGAAAGCAGGAUUUUCAGCAAUUGUUUUAACCGUUGAUACACCCUACUUUGGUAUAAGACGUGCUGAUGUUCGAAACAAGUUUGUCUUACCUGAACAUCUAAAAUUAGCUAAUUUUCAAGGAUUUUUAUCAGAUAAAAUAAACCGCACUAAUGAAGGUUCUGGACUGAAUGAAUACGUGAAAGAACUCUUUGAUGACACAAUCACAUGGGAUGAUGUCAAAUGGUUAAAAGGUGUGACGCAGCUGCCUAUUAUUCUAAAAGGCAUAUUAACGGUUGAGGAUGCAAAAUUAGCUGUUGAUAAUGGUAUCAAAGCCAUCAUUGUUUCAAAUCAUGGAGCGCGACAAAUUGAUGGGACACCAGCUACUAUUGAAGUAUUACCGGAAAUAGUGAAUGCUGUGGGUGAUCAAAUAGAGAUUUAUUUAGACGGAGGGGUCAGACAAGGAACUGACGUAUUAAAAGCUUUAGCAUUGGGUGCUAAAAUGGUAUUUUUUGGACGACCAGUUUUAUGGGGAUUAGCAAACGGAGGUUUUGAAGGUGUUAAAUCCGUUUUAAAUCUAAUGAAGUCAGAUAUUAGCGCUGUUCUCGGAUUAGCAGGUUGUCGAUCAGUAGCAGAGAUAACUCGUGACAUGGUAAUUCAUGAAUCCUACUACAGCCGCUUAUAACAAUAUUUCUUCAUUAAGGACAUUAAAUUUUACUGAAUUCACGCUCAAAUAAUAUUUAUCUAUUUAAUCAAGUUGACGCAUGUGAGUAUCAUUUUUUUUUCGCAUAAAUAUAUAUGUUAUGUACAUUCACAAUUCUACAUAAAUAUAAUUACAGUCUAUCUAAUAUACUGAAUUCUUUUUUGCAUCAAUAGUUUUAUGUUCAUAAUUCAUUAUCCUAGAAUAUUACCUCAUUAUCUCGUACUUUUUAUGCACACAAAAUAAACUAAUAUUAAUUAAAAAAUCACGAGA
Molecule: messenger RNA, 1597 nt
Organism: Chelonus insularis
Lineage: Eukaryota; Metazoa; Arthropoda; Insecta; Hymenoptera; Braconidae
Gene: Hao
Product: Hydroxyacid oxidase
Exons: 8
Coding region: 209-1309 (366 amino acids)
Molecular function (GO): oxidoreductase activity; FMN binding
Source: RefSeq, a predicted model, not a curated record